Messenger RNA from Drosophila busckii, 2694 nucleotides. RefSeq names its product rho GTPase-activating protein 92B (gene RhoGAP92B). NCBI's taxonomy places the organism in Eukaryota, Metazoa, Arthropoda, Insecta, Diptera, Drosophilidae. Gene Ontology annotation, biological process: positive regulation of GTPase activity; regulation of Rac protein signal transduction; regulation of actin cytoskeleton organization. Gene Ontology annotation, cellular component: intracellular anatomical structure; cytoplasm. Bases 130 to 2466 code for a protein of 778 amino acids. The transcript has 5 exons. The record is from RefSeq and is a predicted model, not a curated record. Gene Ontology annotation, molecular function: GTPase activator activity; protein binding.
GUUGUUUUGUGGAGAAUGACUAAUUUGCCAGUGUUAAUUAUACACAGGAAGACCAAAACCACAACAAAGUGCAUUUUAGCGUAAAAACGGCGGUCGAAGUGUGUGUAAAACAGCAGCUGCAGCAGCAAAAUGAAGAAACAAUUUGCGAAAAUCAAAAUUGCGGCUGAAAAUCAUCUAUCCAGAUCAACUAAAUCGGAUUGCAAAGACUCUGAGCUCGAGACAAUUGAGAAGCAAGUCGACAGAUACCGUGAUACGAUUGAGAAAAUCGUGCGUAAGCUACCAGCACUAAGCAGCGGAAGCAGCAGCAGCAGCAGCGGCAGCAGCAAUGGCACCGUUACCAUUGAGGAGCAUGAAAAGCGCAUUAAGAAGAACAGUCACUACAAAAUUGCACAGGCGCUGGAUGAGUCCGCAAAAGAGUUGCCCAAGGAUAUGCCGCUGCAGAAGGUGCUAGCCAAUUGUGGCGAGCUGGAGAAGACAAUUGCCGAGUGCAGCAUCGAGAGUGAGCUGGAAACAGAGACCAAAGUUGUGCGACGUUUGAAAAACAUUUUGGAUAAAGAAAUACAAGAGAUCUCAACUUUGAAGCGUAAUGUCUCGCGCACAUUACAGGAAUACACCUCACUGAAACGCAGCCAUGAGGCGGCCAUACGUUUGGACGAGCCGGCGGCAAAGGUGAAUCACAUCAAGGGACAGCAGGAGGAGUGCGAACUGAAGCUGGAAAAGGAGCGCGAUGCGUGGGCAGCACAAAUGCUGGAGCUAAUAGCCAAAGAAGAUGAAAUUGUCAACUGCAUACGCGACUAUGUGCUGAACCAAAGAAACUAUCACGAGCGUGCGCUGAAGCAUGUGAAUGAAUCGCUGGCGCGCAUACAGGACACCAUACAGGGCACAGAGAAGUCGCGCUUUGGCACCUCGCUGAAGGAGCAUCUGACGUCGACGCAUCGUGAUAUCUCUUACAUCAUAGAGUUGUGCUGCUGCUGCCUGCUGGAGCAUGGACUGGAGGAGGAGGGUCUGCUGCGUGUUGGCUGCGCCAGCACCAAGCUGCGACGCAUGAAGCAUGCGCUGGAGGCGCAGCAUGUGAAGACGCCGCUGCCGCUGGAGUAUCAAGAUCCACAUGUCAUUGGCUCCAUACUGAAGCUUUAUCUGCGCGAGCUGCCCGAGCCGCUGCUCACCUAUGCGCUCUAUAAAGAUUUCAUACGCAUUGCGGAGCGUCACACUGAGGCGGAGCGCAAAACCGAGAUCAAGGCCAUACUGAGCAAGCUGCCCAAGGAAAACUACGCUAAUCUGCGUUACCUUACGCGCUUUUUGGCUUUGCUGCAGCAGCGCGCUGUGCACAACAAAAUGAGCUCCCAGAACUUGGCUAUUGUUAUGUCGCCCAAUAUGCUUUGGCCACGUGUGGACAAGAGCAGCAAUGCGCCUGCUGAUUACAUAGGUCAGGUCAACAGCAGCUCAGCUGCCAAUAUUAUUGUUGAGCUGCUCAUCAGUCAGUGGGAUUACUUCUUUGAAGGCGAUGUGGAGUUUUAUUUAACGCUGCAGCGUCAGAAAUUAUUCGUUGAAGGCAAAAGCAAGUCGAAUUCAUCUAAUGAGCAUUUGGACAAGCAUGACAAUGAGGUUAUGGAAAGUCCGCGCUAUGGCACGCUGCGGCGCCAGAAAGCAAAUGCGCCUUCGCCGCCUGUUAAAAGCGAGGUGACCACCAAUGGCAGCAGCAGCGCUGUGGCUAAUGAUACACACACACACUCGCAAACGCAGCGACCGCAUGCCAAGGAACUAUUUCCACAGCCGGACAAGCAAGAGAAGCCUGCAAAGCCGCCGCUGCCUAAUCUGGCGCAGUUCCAGCAGCUGACGCAAUCCACUGGCAGUUUGUCAUCAACUACACAGCUGGAGGCGCUGCCGCCGCCGCCCGUAACACCUGCUAAGCCGGUGCCCAUGACGCGCACACAAUUCUUUGGCCUUGACAAUUUGCCAUCGCCAACGUCAGAUCGCAAGAGCAUUGACAGCAUUGGCAGCUUCAGACUCAAACCGGAUUUGCCGCAGAAGCCGCAGCUGCCCAAGCGGCCCAUAGUGCUGCCGCUGUCAGGUGCUGCUCACACUAAAGGCGAUAGCAAGAGUGAUGAUGAAGCUAUAACGCCCACGCAGUCAAGCAUUGACAAUGGCAAUGGCAGCGUGCGCUAUACAACGGCAAAGUUUUUGGAAAAACUUAAGCAGGACAAUUGUGAUACAAAUGGCACACGCGAUGAAGUUGUAACAACAACAACAACUAUAACAACAGCGCCAGCAACAGCAACAGUUGCAGCAAAGGAGCAUAACCAUAACCAGGAGCAGCCAGCAACAGAGUCAGCCAACAACACACAGAAGGAGCAGCAGCAGCAAACACCAACCUCACCCAUAUCGCCAAACUCAUUUCACACGCCCAAAAGACCAACAGUGCCGGCUCCACCGCCGCCCACAAUACGCAAGCAGCAGGCGGAUUAAGUUAGUUAGCAGUGGCAUUGGCGCUUUCUUUAAUUAAUCGCAAGACUUGAACGCACAGUAAAUUAGUUAAAUGUUGCUUUUUGCUUUAAUUGUUGCUGCUGCAACUUAACAAAAAGCAAAUAUAUAUGAUAGGCAUGUGAAUAGCGAGCGAAAGCAACUUAAUACUGUAUUCUGCAUUUGUAUUCUUUGCAAUUAAAACUUAAAUUGUAUAAUUUUUUAUAUUUUUUC